UUUAUAGCUUUGUGCAGGUGACAGCUCAGAGGUGACGUAGGCUCAGACCAGUCAAUUCUUUGCCUCAUUCCAGAGAGACGUUCUGAUCCUUCAAGACGUCUUCAAUCACUUCAUCUCUUUGUGAAUCCAUAUCUUAUAGUCGGAUCCACGCAACCAGAACCGAGGGCUCUAUUUAAAGCUGGAAAUGGCGCAAUACUUGUGUCUGCUGAUUUCGGCUUCCUUCAUGUUCAGCCUAGCCUUCAUUGCCCUCUUGAUGGGUAUUUUGCUACCAGGAUGGUACUACGCGGAAAACCGCAGAUCUGUCCACUUCAGUACCAACUGGUACACUGGGCCUAGUAGCGAUGCAGACGCUACUGAAGAUGACCAGCAGUACAAUAAAUGCGUAAAAGCUAUUUAUGGAACUUUAUUAGCAAGCAUGACUUUGACAUCACUGUGCGUCAUGUCUAGUCUCCUGUUGCUGUGGGCCGAUGUGUUUGGUCACGUCCACAAAUGGAUGACUGUCCUACCAAACAUCACAGCGUUGCAUGCCAUAUUUGCAGGCUUACUGGCAUACGUAGCAUGCACGCUUCUAUUCGUCCUAAUAUACAAGAUGGAAUUGGCGCCCGGCGAUAACAAAACACGUCUUUUGCCCAGCUAUUGUUUCUACAUCGUAGUUGCGGCAGCAUGCUUGCUUCUGUUCGGUGGAUGCUGUCAUCGUUGCGUCAAGUUCUCAACCAAAGUGGAUUGCCUGGAAAAGGAAGUCUCCACCAAAGCUAAGACGAGCGAUUCUCCACAGGGGUUCCAAGCGCCACAGAACACAAGGAUGAACCCAUCUGGUUCCAACGCCAGCAAAACCAAGACUCCGUGGAGUAUCUUCGUCAGUUCCACGUCAACUCAAACUUCGUCAGUGGGAGACAUGAAGAAAGCUGCAGAGGCGUAGAUUGAAACCAACCUGUGAAGUGAAUCACCAAUGAAUUUCUUUUUACAUAUUUAUUCAUCAUAAUAUAUACUAAGUAUAGAAGUUUCAUAAGAUGUAUAAAUAUAUAUUAUAUUCUAUAACAAACCGUGGCUGAGGGGACUACCAUAAAUCAAAGUUCUAGAUACUUAACUACAUUCGAAAAGAUUCUAAACCGAUUCAGUUACUACUACUUUAAUUACACUUAUAUUGUAUUAUUAGCUUCUUUAUACCACAAAGUAUUAAAACUUCAAGCUACUAAAGAAAAGUACUUUUUUUUAUAACCGUCGAUCAAUACAAAAAAAGGGCACUCGCUCGAAUACCAAAAAUAGUGAAUACCGUCAGUAUAAAGUGUCAUUCCAUUCAGUAAGUAAAUGGACCACAAUCCGUUCUUUACCUAUUUACAGUCUAACAGGAUGUCCACUCUUUGCCAUCACACAGAUUAUGAUUGAACCAUAUUAUAUUUUUAGCAUUUAUUAACCAGUCAACCAAUAGUAUUAACACUCUAUUUACUUUUGUUUCUUAAUCAACACUAUAUGUAAUACUACCUGUGAUAGAUUAUCUCUUUUUUUUAUUCCAGACCAUAUUUUCGUAUUCUGAAUGUCUGCCAUUAUUGUUGCUUUCAGUAUUUACUGUGAUACAGUUUCCAUAAUUUAAAGAUGUAUUUAUGUUAAAACUUGCCUUUAUUUUCUAUCUCAGUUAAAAUAAAAUGAAAGCUUUUAUAUCCUAAUAGCAAAUAAACAAGUUUCUCAUUUUUA
Molecule: messenger RNA, 1692 nt
Organism: Biomphalaria glabrata
Lineage: Eukaryota; Metazoa; Mollusca; Gastropoda; Planorbidae
Exons: 4
Coding region: 185-919 (244 amino acids)
Source: RefSeq, a predicted model, not a curated record